GGAAGGGGGUGGGGAGAGCUGCCCUAUGGCGGGGGCAGAAGAGCCGGAGGAGCUGCCCCGCGGGGCGGGAGCAGUUAAAAAUAUCCCGCCGGGAGGGACGGGCCGUCGCCGCCAUGGGGCGGACGCUGCUGCUGGCGGCGCUGCUGCUGGCGCCGCUUCUGGGGGGCGCCACGCCCUUGCGCAUCGGCGCCUUCAACGCGCAGCGCUUGGGGGGCGGCAAGGCGGCACGCGACGACGUGCGGGAGGCGUUGGGGCGGAUCAUCGCCCGCUGUGACAUCAUGGUGCUGCAGGAGGUGUUAGAUGCUAAGGGGCAGGUGGUGCCGCUGCUCCUCAAAGCCCUUGACAGCACCGUGGGCCCCGGCACCUAUCAGACCCUGAGCAGCCCCCCGCUGGGCCGAGGGUCGUACCAGGAACGCUAUGUCUACUUCUACCGGCCGGGCCGGGCCCAGCUCCGGGACUGGUUUGUGUAUGAGGACGCCCACCCAGAGCGCCCUGACGUCUUUGCCCGGGAGCCCUUCGUGACCCUCUUCGGCCUGCCCAGCACAGCGCUGCCAGAGCUGGUGCUGGUGCCACUGCACGCGGUGCCGGGGGCAGCCGAGGCCGAGAUCGAUGCCCUCCACGACGUCUAUGAGCGGGUGCGGGAGCGCUGGGGCCAGCAGGAUGUGCUGUUCCUUGGCGACUUCAAUGCCGGCUGCAGCUACGUGGCCGCCAGCCGCUGGGGCCAGAUCCGGCUGCGCCGCGACCCACCGUUCCACUGGCUGCUGGGCGAUGAUGGCGACAGCACCGUGCGGGCCUCCACACGCUGCCCCUAUGACCGGGUGGUGGUGGCCGGUGAGCGCAGCCAGAGCCUGGUGGUGCCGGGCUCUGCCAGAGCCUUCAACUUCACAGCACGCUUCGGGCUGACUGAGGAGCAGGCGCUGGCAGUGAGCGACCACUACCCGGUGGAGGUGGAGCUGGCACUGGACAGAGCCUGGCGGGGGCCCUGGCAUCCCCCGCCAGCCCUGCUGCUGCUGCUGGGCCUGGGGGGGGCCCUGCUGGGGCUGCCCUGAGCCCCCAAACGCCUGGGCUGUCCCUAUCAGCUGGGAAAAUAAAACGAGUCCAUGGAAAUCUC
Messenger RNA from Rhea pennata, 1111 nucleotides. It is a transcript of the gene DNASE1L1, whose product is annotated as deoxyribonuclease 1 like 1. Gene Ontology annotation, biological process: DNA catabolic process. The coding region runs from base 114 to 1049 and encodes 311 amino acids. Gene Ontology annotation, molecular function: DNA binding; deoxyribonuclease I activity. Lineage: Eukaryota; Metazoa; Chordata; Aves; Rheiformes; Rheidae. The transcript has 8 exons. The record is from RefSeq and is a predicted model, not a curated record. Gene Ontology annotation, cellular component: nucleus.